AUGCCGGCUAAGAAGAAGACGCCCAGAGGCAUAUUUGCCCUGUUCCCAGAUACCAAAGCCGGCAAGGUGGCUCUCAGUGCCAAGAAGAGCACUCACGACUUCUCAGUCCGGGAGAAACCAUUAUGGCAGAAUCAACGCAAUUUCGGGCGAUCAAUCCCAGUAAAGCUGCCUUGCCGGAACACCGACUUGACGCUCAUCAGCUUCGGCCGUCGAGGUACUUGGAAGAUCAAAGACGACAAAGUUGCGGACAUCCAGUGUUCCUUUGAGAUGCACAGGCUGACUGGCGAGAUACUGUUGUACGAUCGUUCUCCUGACGCCUCGACUGUGCUCUUGGGGGAAAAAUCCACGGCCUUCUGGGGGUCUCCUCGCCGUGUCGUUGUCAACGACAAGAUCAACCUCCAAUUCGGAUUUCCUGGUAGUGGUGUUGGUGGAUUCCAGUGGACAAUCACUUGGGCAAAAAAUCCCCCCUUUCCGCUCAUCAACGGCCCCCGUGGCCCAUGUGGCAUGUUACCUCGCACCAUCUGGGAGCUUCCCGCAGACCGUUCUCGUUCUACUACGCUCCAUACAAAAGGCAUUUCCCAAGCGAUGAGGGUCCUGCCAAGACGACUGAUCGCCACAGGGCUGUCGAGUGACGUCUUCGAGGCCAUCGAUAUAGACUCUGGCGGAUACGUUGCCGUCAAGUACUUUCGCCUCCCACUGACGACCUGGGAUCUUCGUCCUGAAUUGGUCCGAAUCACGAAGGAAAUUGCCAGGCAGUCCCAUCCUCACAUAGUUGAAUUCAUCGGGGCCCAGCAAAUCCCCCAAACCCCCGAAACCCCUCAAACCCUCAAAAUCAUCACGAGCCUCAAACAAGGUAACAUCACAGACCUCAAAGAGUACUUCCGCGAAGACCUCUCUCGCAUUAACACUCUUCUACACCACAUGCUACAGGCGUUGGAUUACCUGGCUGUCGAAGGGAUUACUUACUGCAAUGUGUGUCCAAAAAAUAUCCUGUACACAGAGCGUCCCGAUGGUUCGUACAACUACCAACUUAACAAUUCCAGUUUUGCUUGUAUCGACAGAACCAAUCGACUUCACCCCCCCAACUGCUGGUUUGUCGCUCCCGAGUUGAGGGGUGACCUGAGUAGGGACCACACCCUCAAAGCAGCCGUGUGGUCUCUAUUUACGACAAUUGUUUUCACGCUCGACCUCGGCCGCAUUCAGGGCAGUUGUGCAAAAGGGUCCCCAAUCUCCAUCCCUGAUGCAACCUACCACGCCGCUAAAUUCUUUUCUGAUCCCAUCAAGGCAAUGGCGGAGCCGUCACCCGACGCUCGCCCAACGGCCGGCGAGUUGCUGGACCAGGUCUUCGGAGGCGAGGGCCGCGCGAUGCCACCACAUCACAAAACUCUGGUCUAA
Ilyonectria robusta is the source of this 1395-nucleotide messenger RNA. RefSeq names its product kinase-like domain-containing protein. The transcript has 2 exons. NCBI's taxonomy places the organism in Eukaryota, Fungi, Ascomycota, Sordariomycetes, Hypocreales, Nectriaceae. Gene Ontology annotation, molecular function: protein serine/threonine kinase activity; ATP binding. Gene Ontology annotation, cellular component: cytoplasm; nucleus. The coding region runs from base 1 to 1395 and encodes 464 amino acids. The record is from RefSeq and is a predicted model, not a curated record. Gene Ontology annotation, biological process: mitotic DNA damage checkpoint signaling; protein phosphorylation.